CCCAUCUCAAAACCCAACCCGCCCCGUCAGCCUGCGUGCGGCUCGCUCUCCUCCCCCUUCCUCCAUCCGGAGCGGCAGCCAAAUCCGAAGCAGAGCACCGGGAGCAACACCAUGAGCCGCGCGCUCCUUUCCCACAUCCUCCACCGCCCGCCUCUCCUCGCGUCGAGGAGUGGCGUCCGAGGAGGAGCGCUGCCUUCCCGCCUCCGCGCUCUCCGCCUCAACUGCAGCGCGGCUGAAGCCACCGCCUCGGUCGAUGAGGCGCCUGCUCCCCCGGUGAGGAAGAAAAGAGUAGUUUCUGGGGUACAGCCAACAGGAAUGGUGCACCUUGGAAAUUAUAUUGGCGCUAUUAAGAACUGGGUUGCACUUCAGGAUUUGUAUGAGACAUUCUUUUUCAUUGUGGACCUGCAUGCGAUUACUUUGCCAUAUGAUGCACCAGAGCUAUCUAAAGCUACAAGAAGCACCGCUGCAAUUUAUCUAGCAUGCGGCAUUGAUAGCUCCAAGGCUUCUAUUUUUGUACAGUCUCAUGUCCGUGCCCAUAUUGAGCUGAUGUGGCUGCUGAGUUCUUCAACUCCUAUUGGUUGGCUGAAUAAAAUGAUUCAAUUCAAAGAGAAAUCACGGAAGGCGGGUAAUGAAAAUGUUGGAGUGGCACUUUUGACGUACCCUGUUCUAAUGGCUUCUGACAUCCUUCUGUACCAGUCUGAUUUGGUACCUGUUGGGGAAGAUCAGACACAACAUUUGGAAUUAACUCGUGAAAUUUCUGAACGUGUAAAUAAUCUAUAUGGUGGAAGAAAGUGGAAGAAAUUGGGAGGGAGAGGUGGCUCAUUAUUUAAGGUUCCUGAAGCCCUUAUCCCUCCAGCAGGGGCCCGUGUGAUGUCCUUAACUGAUGGUCUCUCCAAGAUGUCGAAGUCUGCUCCUUCAGAUCUGUCUCGCAUUAAUCUUCUUGACCCAAAAGAUGUGAUUGUGAACAAAAUCAAACGCUGCAAAACUGACUCGCUCCCUGGAUUGGAAUUCGACAACCCAGAGAGGCCGGAAUGCAAAAAUCUUCUCUCGGUCUACCAGAUCAUCACUGGAAAAACGAAAGAGGAAGUUGUUAGUGAAUGCCAAGAUAUGAACUGGGGGACAUUCAAGGCUACCCUUACGGAUGCCUUAAUUGAUCAUCUGCAGCCUAUUCAGGUUCGAUACGAGGAGAUCAUGUCUGAUCCAGGUUAUUUGGAUAGUAUUCUGCUAGAUGGGGCAGGGAAAGCUUCUGAGAUAGCAGACGCCACCCUCAACAACGUCUACCAAGCCAUGGGUUUUUUGCGCAGAUAGCAUAUGUAGAACAUUUCACAACUACGGGUACAAUUUUUUAUAACUGCACAAUGCUAGUCUUGCACUUGUUGGCCUUUCUGCUAGUGGUACUGAUAAACAUUUUGUUUGAUGAUACUUGGAUUAGCCUUUUGUUCCUGGUUGUUAUGGACACUGUUAAUAGAUAUUGAAAGGAUUAUUUACUGAAAUAUAAUGUCCAAAUACCAUCUCUGGACAACUUUACAGUUA
Aegilops tauschii subsp. strangulata is the source of this 1533-nucleotide messenger RNA. Its product is annotated as tryptophan--tRNA ligase, chloroplastic/mitochondrial. Lineage: Eukaryota; Viridiplantae; Streptophyta; Magnoliopsida; Poales; Poaceae. Gene Ontology annotation, biological process: tryptophanyl-tRNA aminoacylation. Gene Ontology annotation, molecular function: ATP binding; tryptophan-tRNA ligase activity. The record is from RefSeq and is a predicted model, not a curated record. Gene Ontology annotation, cellular component: mitochondrion; chloroplast.